Molecule: messenger RNA, 1347 nt
Organism: Zophobas morio
Lineage: Eukaryota; Metazoa; Arthropoda; Insecta; Coleoptera; Tenebrionidae
Product: tektin-1
Exons: 7
Coding region: 71-1321 (416 amino acids)
Biological process (GO): cilium movement involved in cell motility; cilium assembly
Cellular component (GO): microtubule cytoskeleton; nucleus
Source: RefSeq, a predicted model, not a curated record
ACCAUGGACAAGCCACGUUUCGUAUCUUGGUUACCGUACAUAACAUUGACGGGCUUGUCAGUUCCUCAAAAUGAACCGACGAAUUCACACCCGUUUGAAAGAUUAUUCUCUGGUUGGCGUCCCGCCGCCUCCUUCCAGAUUUACUUUAGAAGAAUGGCACUUAAACACACAGUUGCGCUACCGAAAUUGCUACGACCAACAAACUUUAGCGGAUCGCGUUUUGGCCGAAAGCGACCGACUUCGGGACCAAAUCGCUGAAAUCACUCGCCUAAACCGGCGCGAGGCAGACCACAAACUCGACGAGAAACUCAAAGAUAUAGAAUUUAAUAUCAGCGAAAUCCAGAAGCAGCGAAAAGAGGUGUGUAUUGAAAUCGACAACCUGGAGACUUACGGUGAGCGAAUUCUGGACGCUAUGGAGAGUCUGAAGGAGCAAGCUAUGAAGAUUUGUCAAAAGUGUAUUCUUCUGCGCGACGGCCGCAUCGGAAUCGACUUGUGUCACGAUGUAGUCGAACUCGAGCUGCGCAAAGAAAUGGACGUGAUUGAAGGCGCCCAAAAGCUUCUCAAACGAACGCUCGAGCAAGCCACCGAGCAAGUCCGACGUCUGCGCUCGACGAUUUACUUCAUGGAUAGAGAUUUAGAAGACAAACACAACGUGUUGAAAAUCGACCAGUAUAAUCGUACUUUGCAAGAAACUAAUCUCAACUUGAGCAUCUACCACGGUUUUGCGCCACUCGAUCCUUCGAACGUCACGGCGGAGGAGUGGCAAGAGUUUACGACGGCCAAUAUCGAACGAGCUGCCAAAGAAAUCAACAGUGCGCGACAGUUGAGGUCGUACGUUGAUACUUUACUUAAGCAAGUGAUUGAGGAUUUGACUGAUCAGUGGCAUAAGGUGAACGAAGCGUACCGACAGAGAAUUGAGGAAGUGAAGGAGGCGAAGACUAAGCUAGAGACGCAGCACUUUGAGAUUGUGCGACAGGCGAAUGAGAUGACGCGCAAUAUAACUAGACUGGAGAAGGCUAUUGCGGAAAAGGAGGGUUUUAUGGCUUUAGCACACACUCGAUUGGGUAACAGAGCGCAACGACCGGGGAUCGAACUGUGUAAAGACCUGGUGGAAGUGUCCCUCGUUAACGAAGUAGGCGAACUCAGACUGAAUGUAGCGCAAUUGCAACACAUGCUGGCUGAAGCUCAAGCGUCUCUCAGAUACUUACUCAAAACCCAGAUUCAACUAGAAGAGGAUAUCAACGUAAAAACCAACACGCUAAAAAUUGACGAAGUCGACUGCAUGACUUUACGACAAGGAAUGGAUUAUCAUGCGUACUAAUAAAUCAAUUUGGGUUUAAAUUUUUA